Messenger RNA from Phoenix dactylifera (date palm), 2040 nucleotides. The record is from RefSeq and is a predicted model, not a curated record. NCBI's taxonomy places the organism in Eukaryota, Viridiplantae, Streptophyta, Magnoliopsida, Arecales, Arecaceae.
CAUAUCUCUCUGCUCCGCUUCUCAUAGCUUGGGAUAUUCCCUACCAGAUCUCCUUCCUGUCUCUCUCUCUCUCUCUCCCCCCCCCACUUCGUCGGUCUCAUUUCCUCUCCAAGAACCUCCCCGCCGGCGGCGGAGAUCUCCGGCCAGAUCCGAGACGGCGGCGGUGCGGCGCUGCGAGCCGGCCCCUCUCCGGGCCGCAGUAUUCCGGUUCCGGCGAUCUGGGAUUGAAUCCUAGCGGAGGAUCGAGUUACGUCUGACAAACUUAACAGAGGAAUCUGGUUUGAACUGCCAUAGAACGGGAUGAUAGAAUGCAGUGUCUGUCAUUCCAAAUUGGUAUCCCCAACAAGCAAAACAGUGUCAAGGGCGUAUGUUACACAUAGGAGCGAGAUAUCAUCAAAAUAUCAUGCUCUCAAUGUUCUUCUCGUUGUUGGUGAUUGCAUCUUGGUCGGCUUCCAGCUUAGGGCUUCACCACUCAUGAUGAUAUGUGGAUAGUGCUCUCCUCCGAGUUGGCAGCAAGGCACCCUUUAUCAUGUGCAUAUGACUUCAUGUUUGCUUGACACUUGUGGGCUCGAGUGAGGUAUGUGCACAUGAACUAGAACGCCAAAGCUAACUCUUACACAUGGUUUCAUCAGGAUUUGACAUAUUCAGCCUAUUUUAGUUUACAUGUCCAAAGUGGAUGGGAGCUUUAAGUUUAGUCCUGUCAGUGUUAACUUUCUAACUGAGGUUGCAAAGGUUUUCUUUGCCAUCGUCAUGCUUUUAUUCCAGGCUAGGCAACAAAAAGUGGGAGAAAAGCCUCUUCUUUCAAUUUCAACAUUUGUUCAGGCAGCUCGUAAUAAUGUUCUUCUUGCUGUUCCUGCUCUUCUUUAUGCCAUCAACAACUACCUGAAAUUUAUAAUGCAGUUAUACUUUAACCCAGCAACUGUGAAAAUGUUGAGCAACCUGAAGGUUUUGGUAAUCGCUGUUCUUUUGAAGAUCAUAAUGAAAAGGCACUUUUCCAUUAUCCAGUGGGAGGCUCUUGCGUUGUUGCUCAUUGGAAUCAGUGUUAAUCAGCUCCGGUCAUUGCCUGAGGGAACUACUGCACUUGGUCUUCCUGUAGCAACGGGGGCAUGCAUAUAUACAUUAAUUUUUGUGACUGUUCCUUCACUAGCCUCAGUUUUCAAUGAAUAUGCUUUGAAAAGCCAGUUUGAGACAAGCAUAUAUCUUCAGAACUUGUUUUUAUAUGGCUAUGGUGCUGUAUUUAACUUUCUUGCCAUCAUUGGAACUGCCAUUUUCAAAGGACCCAGUAGCUUUGACAUCCUUCAAGGCCACUCAAGGGCUACAAUGUUUCUCAUAUGCAAUAAUGCAGCACAAGGCAUUCUAUCCUCAUUCUUCUUCAAGUAUGCAGAUACAAUUUUGAAGAAAUAUUCAUCGACAGUUGCCACAAUUUUUACUGGCAUAGCAUCUGCUUUGUUGUUUGGUCAUACUCUGACUAUGAACUUUAUUCUGGGAAUCUCAAUAGUGUUUAUAUCGAUGCACCAGUUUUUUUCUCCACUAGCAAAAGCCAAAAAUGAGGUGCCAAAUGGAACACAGGAAAUGAUGGAUGCUCAAGAUCUCAGGUCAAAGGAAGCAUCCUUUAUCAAUAUGACUGCUGGUGCAACUGAAGACGCUAGCCACCUUGUCGGACAUGAUGAGAAACAUGAGAAACAGCCACUUCUCCCCACCUAAUGUUAUUCACGAGGCAUGCUUCUUCUGAUCCCUAUGGUUUAUUUCAGAAAGAGGAUAUUAUAACAGGCAUACUUCUGCAAUCAUUUUAAAAAGAUAUGCAUUCACUAAACAUUUUGGAUUUAGGACUGUGCUAGUAAAAUGCAUCUUUAAUGUCAGACAUAACAACCAUUUUUUUUUCCGGCUUGCCAUUGCCAAAAGCCAACAUGACAUAAGCUACCAUACUGUGGAAGUUGACUUAAGCUAAAAAGAAGGCAUGAGUUUCUGCAAUUCAUGAUAAACCUGACUUAGACCAGAUAUCUAUCCUAUUCUAUAGAUCAGUUGAUGUUUCAAGAUUAA